Synchiropus splendidus (mandarinfish) is the source of this 1446-nucleotide messenger RNA. RefSeq names its product B-cell receptor CD22-like. The transcript is spliced from 6 exons. The coding region runs from base 1 to 1446 and encodes 481 amino acids. NCBI's taxonomy places the organism in Eukaryota, Metazoa, Chordata, Actinopteri, Syngnathiformes, Callionymidae. The record is from RefSeq and is a predicted model, not a curated record.
AUGAUGAGAGGGAGGUGGCUUCCACUGUUGCUGGUAUUGACUCCAGGAGUUGUGAGUGACUGGGGCGUGUCGUAUGGAUCUCAGUGCGCUGUACGCGGCUCCAGCAUCGUCAUUAAAUGCUCCUACGAUUAUGCUCCAGGUGAUAUUGUCACAUCUGUCGAAUGGUUCAAAGGUCUUCGUCACACGUUGCGUAAGGUUGCUCUGCCUUUGGGAUCUGGCAAAUAUGAAUAUGCUGGAAACUAUGAAGGCAACUGCGAUCUGAAGAUCAGAAACAUCCGGUACACUGACGAAGGCAGUUAUUUCUUCAGUUUCUCAACAACUGUCAAUAGACGGAGCAGCCCACAUUCUUCACAUCUGUCAGUGACAGAUUUGACAGCAGUUCUGGAGCCCAGCACUGUGACAGAGGGGGAGCGUGUCAGUCUGACCUGCAGGUCAGGUUGUCCUUCUUCAUCAGGCCAAGUCUGGUUCAAAGAUGGAAAACCUUUCUCUGGUUCAAACUUCCGAGCCAGCAGAGAGAGCAGUGGGCGGUACCACUGCGCUCUCUCCAGCGUGGAGGGAGCCACAUCUGUCUCUGUGGAGCUCAAUGUCCUGUACGCUCCGCUCAACGUGGUGUUGAGGAAGGUCUCGACGGAGGACACAGUGAAGGGAAGCUCAGUGACUCUCAGCUGCAGCAGCGACGCCAACCCUCCUGUGAGUCUGGACGGGUACAGCAUGUACAAGGACAAUCACUGGAUCAGCUCCGGGCCGAGUCUCACCAUCCCGGUCCUGGAGCUCAGACACAGUGGACGGUACCACUGUCGAGCCUGGAACAAUGUCAGUCGAGAGGGUGAAGCAACUGUGGCCUCAGCCGACGUGGAUCUGGAUGUCAAGUACACUCCGGUCAACGUGGUGUUGAGGAAGAUCUCGACGGAGGACACAGUGAAGGGAAGCUCAGUGACCCUCAGCUGCAGCAGCGACGCCAACCCUCCUGUGAGUCCGGACGGGUACAGCAUGUACAAGGACGAGCGCUGGAUCAGCUCCGGACCGAGUCUCACCAUCCCGGUCCUGGAGCCCAGACACAGUGGACGGUACCACUGUCGAGCCUGGAACAAUGUCAGUCGAGCGGGUGAAGCAACUGUGGCCUCAGCCGACGUGGAUCUGGAUGUCAAGUACACUCCGGUCAACGUGGUGUUGAGGAAGAUCUCGACGGAGGACACAGUGAAGGGAAGCUCAGUGACCCUCAGCUGCAGCAGCGACGCCAACCCUCCUGUGAGUCCGGACGGGUACAGCAUGUACAAGGACGAGCGCUGGAUCAGCUCCGGACCGAGUCUCACCAUCCCGGUCCUGGAGCCCAGACACAGUGGACGGUACCACUGUCGAGCCUGGAACAAUGUCAGUCGAGCGGGUGAAGCAACUGUGGCCUCAGCCGACGUGGAUCUGGAUGUGAAGUGUGAGUGUCUCAUCUGA